Messenger RNA from Spinacia oleracea (spinach), 1799 nucleotides. RefSeq names its product oleoyl-acyl carrier protein thioesterase 1, chloroplastic. Gene Ontology annotation, molecular function: fatty acyl-[ACP] hydrolase activity; acyl carrier activity. NCBI's taxonomy places the organism in Eukaryota, Viridiplantae, Streptophyta, Magnoliopsida, Caryophyllales, Amaranthaceae. The record is from RefSeq and is a predicted model, not a curated record. The coding region runs from base 452 to 1567 and encodes 371 amino acids. Gene Ontology annotation, biological process: fatty acid biosynthetic process. The transcript is spliced from 7 exons.
CAUAAUUCUUUGUAUCUACUCACAAAAUUAUUGUGCAAAGUCAGUUUGCCAAAAGUUUUACUCAACUUUCAUACUUUAUUUUUUAACUCAAAGACUAAUUUCCAUCACAUGUGUAAAACUAAAAAAAUAAAGAGACUAUAGCUCCAAAAUUUAUGGGAACAGAACAAGUGGAGUUGUCUCACCUGCAAUUUUUAAUUUUAGCUUUUUUGGAAAUCACCUGCAACAGUUUUAGUUGUAGUGGCUGCUGCAUCUUCAUCUAACAUUUUUUUUUCUUUAAAAAAAUAAAAACCAGAAAUUUCUUACAAUUUCUCUUCGGUUUUAUCGAACUCUGAAAAACUCCUAAAACCCACAUUCAUAUUCAGUCAGAGAUUUCCAUAAACACAAAACACCAAUAACACCAAAAGGUUGGAGAGAGAGAAAAACCCAUCAAAAUCAAAGAUCGAAAAACACGAUGUUGAAUUCAUCAUGCAACGUCGUAACAGACAAUAUUCAAUCUUUAACUCAAUGCAGUUUCUGGGCAUCUCCCAAAAUCCCCCCAAACUUGAAUCGUCCACGAAACGUUUCUUUUUCGUGCUCCAAACGACCCGAUCUCUCCGUGUCAGUUUCAACGACGACUAACAAUAGGGUUACCCAAAGCGGAUCGGAUUCGUUCGGGUUGGCGGACCGGCUCCGGUUGGGUAGCUUGACGGAAGAUGGGUUUUCUUACAAGGAGAACUUUAUUGUGAGGAGUUAUGAGGUUGGGAUUAAUAAGACUGCUACGGUUGAAACUAUUGCCAAUCUAUUACAGGAAGUGGGGUGCAACCAUGCCCAAAGUGUUGGAUUCUCAACAGAUGGAUUUGCAACAACUCCCACCAUGAGAGAGCUUCAUCUCAUAUGGGUGACUGCACGCAUGCAUAUUGAGAUAUACCGAUACCCAGCUUGGGGUGGUGUGGUUGAGAUAGAGACAUGGUGCCAACCAGAAGGAAAAAUUGGGACAAGACGUGAUUUCAUUCUCAAGGACUAUGCAACUGGUGAAGUUAUUGGAAGAGCUACAAGUAAGUGGGUGAUGAUGAACAUGGAUACAAGAAAGUUGGAGAGAGUUACUCCUCAAAUUAGCGAGGAAUAUACAAUUCAUUGUCCAAAACAGCUUCGAUUAGCAUUUCCCGAGGAAAACAACAAAAGCUUGAUGAAAAUAUCAAAGUUGCAAGAUCCUGCUGAAUAUUCAAAACAAGGGCUAGUGCCCAGAAGAGGUGACCUGGACAUGAAUCACCAUGUGAAUAAUGUCACCUACAUUGGCUGGACUCUGGAGAGUACGCCUCAAGAACUUGUUGACACCCACGAGUUGCUAAGUAUCACCUUGGACUACAGGCGAGAGUGUCAGAGUGAUGAUGUUGUAGAUUCUCUUACAAGUCUGGAACCAAAUAAUGGAGCUGGAUCCAUCUUGCAGAAUGGAACUAAUGGAGCUCCCACAUCAACUAGAGAAGACAAUGACACUGUUCAGUUCUUGCAUUUACUGAGAUUAUCCGCUGAUGGGUUAGAAAUCAACCGAGGACGCACUGAAUGGAGAAGGAAACCUCUGAGGCAGUGAUGAUUUUUAUGUUUCUUCUUGUUUCUGUUUCUGUUUGUUUUACUAUACCACCACUAGUAAUUGAGGUUGAUUUUGCAUUUUAUAUUAUUUUGUUCUUUUUUUUGCUUUUGUUGCUUAAAUCGUAGGUCAGAGUAAGAAUAUCACCUGUUAUAUUUGUAUGUAUGAUUUGGUGCAAUUUACAGUACCGCUUUGUUUGCUGCUAUAAAUCAUAAACUUCAGUAUUUUGUUUUAA